AUGUCCACCAUGGGCGCCUCGGUGUACAUCACGGUGGAGCUGGCCAUCGCGGUGCUGGCCAUCGUGGGCAACGUGCUGGUGUGCUGGGCCGUGUCCGUCAACAGCAACCUGCAGAACGUCACCAACUACUUCGUGGUGUCGCUGGCGGCGGCCGACAUCGCCGUGGGGGUGCUGGCCAUCCCCUUUGCCAUCUCCAUCAGCACGGGCUUCUGUGCCGCCUGCCACGGCUGCCUCUUCAUCGCCUGCUUCGUGCUGGUCCUCACACAGAGCUCCAUCUUCAGCUUGCUGGCCAUCGCGAUUGACCGCUACAUCGCCAUCCGGAUCCCGCUCCGGUACAACGGCUUGGUGACGGGCGCACGUGCCAAGGGCAUCAUUGCGGUCUGCUGGGUGCUGUCCUUUGCCAUCGGCCUAACCCCGAUGCUGGGCAUGAACAGCUGUGGGCAGCCUCAGGAGAGCCGGAACCGCUCGCAGGCCUGCGGCGCGGGCCAGGUGGCCUGCCUCUUCGAGGACGUGGUCCCCAUGAACUACAUGGUGUACUUCAACUUCUUCGCCUGCGUGCUGCUGCCGCUGCUGCUCAUGCUGGCCGUCUACCUGCGCAUCUUCCUGGCGGCGCGGCGGCAGCUGAAGCAGAUGGACGGCCAGCCGGCGCCCGGCGAGCGCGCGCCGUCCACGCUGCAGAAGGAGGUGCACGCGGCCAAGUCGCUGGCCAUCAUCGUGGGGCUCUUCGCUCUCUGCUGGCUGCCGCUGCACGUCAUCAACUGCUUCACUUUCUUCUGCCCCGAGUGCGCCCACGCCCCGCCCUGGCUCAUGUACCUGACCAUCGUGCUGUCCCACACCAACUCCGUGGUCAACCCCUUCAUCUACGCCUACCGCAUCCGCGAGUUCCGCCAGACCUUCCGCAAAAUCAUCAGCAGCCACGUCCUGCGGCGCGGGGAUCCCCUCAAGGCGGGCGGCAGCAGCGCACGCGCCCUGGCGCCCCCCAGCGGCUCCAGCGACGGGGACGUCACCCUGCAUCUCAGCAGCCACGCCCCGGGCGUGUGGGCCAACGGCAGCGCCCCGCGGCCCGAGCGGAGGCCCAAUGGCUACACCCUGGGGCUGGUGAGUGGAGGGGGGGCCCUGGAGCGCCACGGGGACGCGGGCCACCCCGAGACGCACCUGCAGUCCCCCGGGCUGGCCCAGGAUGGAGCAGGCGUGUCCUGA
Molecule: messenger RNA, 1200 nt
Organism: Orycteropus afer afer
Lineage: Eukaryota; Metazoa; Chordata; Mammalia; Tubulidentata; Orycteropodidae
Gene: ADORA2A
Product: adenosine A2a receptor
Exons: 2
Coding region: 1-1200 (399 amino acids)
Biological process (GO): G protein-coupled adenosine receptor signaling pathway; adenylate cyclase-activating G protein-coupled receptor signaling pathway
Cellular component (GO): membrane
Molecular function (GO): G protein-coupled adenosine receptor activity
Source: RefSeq, a predicted model, not a curated record